Penicillium cataractarum is the source of this 834-nucleotide messenger RNA. RefSeq names its product dihydrofolate reductase. The record is from RefSeq and is a predicted model, not a curated record. Gene Ontology annotation, cellular component: mitochondrion. Gene Ontology annotation, molecular function: NADP binding; dihydrofolate reductase activity. The coding region runs from base 1 to 834 and encodes 277 amino acids. The transcript has a single exon. Gene Ontology annotation, biological process: dihydrofolate metabolic process; tetrahydrofolate biosynthetic process; folic acid metabolic process. Lineage: Eukaryota; Fungi; Ascomycota; Eurotiomycetes; Eurotiales; Aspergillaceae.
AUGCCACCCCCAACAAGCCACCAAAUCCCCCACUCCCUCCCCCUCACCCUCAUCGUCGCCACAACCCCAAUCCGCGUCGCGUCUUCAACACCUAAUGAUUCCCCCACCCGCCUCGGAAUCGGUCUCAAGGGAACCCUCCCCUGGCCACGCAUCAAAACAGACAUGUCCUUCUUUGCGCGCGCAACCUCCCGCGCCCCGGUCCCGGGUACCACGAACGCAAUCAUCAUGGGUCGCAAGACGUACGACUCUGUUCCCAAGAACCUCCGCCCGCUGGGGAAGCGGAUUAGCGUCGUUGUAACCCGUGAUACGACCGGUGUUGUGCGGGAGGGAGUGUUGAAGGAGCUUGAGGCGCGGAGGGCGAAGAUGGCGGAGACUGCUAGAGCCAAGGCCGAGGCUGAAGGGAAGGAGGCUGUGGCCAGUGCUUCUGAAGAGCCUAUCACCGAUGCAUUGGUGACACAGAGUCUAGAUGCUGCCCUGUCAGAGCUGGACGCUGUGUAUGGUGCUUCUGGUCGGUUGGGCAAGAUUUAUGUUAUCGGGGGUGCGGAGAUUUACGGUGCCGCGCUGCGGAUGAAGAUGCCUGUCGGUGAGAAGGAAUUCAGGAGGCCUGUCAGACUUGUUAUGACGAACGUUAUGCGGAAGGUUGGGGAUGAUGGUGUGGCCAAGGAGUUUGAGUGUGAUACUUUCUUCCCCGUGGAAGGAUUGGGUGUUGAGGAUGGUUGGCGGACUGCCAGUGCAGAGGAGGUUUCUGAGUGGGUUGGGGAGACGGUUACUGGGGAGUGGAUUCAGGAUGGAGAGGUGGAGGUGCAGAUGGUUGGGUAUGAGAGGUUGGACUGA